AUGAGUUUUAGCCGUCUGUAUCGCCUGCUGAAGCCAGCGCUACUUUGCGGGGCUCUGGCUGCGCCGGGCCUGGCUAGCACCAUGGUACCCUGGGCUGGGCGAGUGGGCCGAGCGGCUGCGGACGCCACGCCCCGAGGUCAGUCGGCCGCUCAGCCAGCUCUUGCCUUGCAGUGCGCGUCCCGCGACGACUGGCGCUGUGCUCGCUCCAUGCACGAAUUCUCAGCCAAGGACAUCGACGGGCGCAUGGUUAACCUGGACAAGUACCGGGGCCACGUGUGCAUCGUCACCAAUGUGGCCUCGCAAUGA
This is a messenger RNA of Rangifer tarandus platyrhynchus (Svalbard reindeer), 306 nucleotides long. The record is from the annotation of a GenBank genome assembly. NCBI's taxonomy places the organism in Eukaryota, Metazoa, Chordata, Mammalia, Artiodactyla, Cervidae.